Messenger RNA from Fragaria vesca subsp. vesca, 878 nucleotides. RefSeq lists its product as uncharacterized. NCBI's taxonomy places the organism in Eukaryota, Viridiplantae, Streptophyta, Magnoliopsida, Rosales, Rosaceae. The coding region runs from base 7 to 576 and encodes 189 amino acids. The transcript has a single exon. The record is from RefSeq and is a predicted model, not a curated record.
UUUUUCAUGGCGCCUCAUGGAGAAGCUAUUGCUACCAAUUACUCUACCUCCACCAGAAACAUCUCCAAAUCCAAACCACCAAGGCUCUCAUUCUCAUCCGAUAGCCUUAAAAGAACCAUAUCGGAUAUCUCUUUCGAACUCAGCAAGGAGAGUUCUAUCGAGGAUAUCAAAGCACUUCCACCCAUUUCGGAGGUUGAAGACGCGAGGUGUGAGUGCUGUGGCAUGAGCGAAGAGUGCACACCCGAGUACAUAGACCGAGUGCGAGACAAGUACUUGGGGAAGUGGAUCUGCGGGUUGUGUGCCGAGGCAGUGAAAGAAGAGCUGGAGAAAAAUGGAGGAAACAAAGAAGAGGCCUUGAAUGCACACAUAAGUGCAUGUGUAAGGUUUAACAAGUAUAGCAGGGCUUAUCCAGUUUUGUUCCAAGCUGAAGCUAUGAAAGAUAUGUUGAAGAAGAGCAAACUGGAAGGUAAAAGUGUGAGGGCCAAGUCCAUCAGUCCUAGGGACAAAGGAACAAGGAAGGGUGUGAUUGCUCGGAGUUCGAGCUGCAUUCCGGCAAUUACUAGGGAAAUGAGAUGAAUUACGAUAUCUCUAGGGGAGAUGGGCAAGGUUCUAUAUUUCUCUCCUAGAUCCUCUAUACUACUAUACUAGUACUGUCUGUGUGAAGCAAUUAGUAUAGUUCUCCCUCUAUAUUUUCUUAAACACUUUUAGGGUUUCUCAGCUUCCAAAUCUCCCCGUAACUAUUAUAUGUGUCUUUAUCUGAAGAGUCAACUCUAAAUGGGGUUUUUUCGAGGCCAUUCUGAGUUUCCAAGGCUUUGUUUAGCUUUUUUUUCAUGUCUAGUCCGUUGGCAUCCCACCUUUCAGUCAAUUCACUCUCUAGG